Exophiala xenobiotica is the source of this 774-nucleotide messenger RNA. RefSeq lists its product as uncharacterized. The transcript has a single exon. The record is from RefSeq and is a predicted model, not a curated record. The coding region runs from base 1 to 774 and encodes 257 amino acids. Lineage: Eukaryota; Fungi; Ascomycota; Eurotiomycetes; Chaetothyriales; Herpotrichiellaceae.
AUGAAGGGACCGUUGAAGUUGCAUUCCACCUUGCCGGUGUCUGAGAAGUUCUAUUACCCUGUCGAAAAGGCACACAACGAAUCGAAUGUCGACGCAAUGCGGCUCGCAGAGGCGAACCUGGAUGCUUUCUGCCAAAACAUCGACAGUCAUUUCCUGAAAUACGGCAAACAAACAUUGUUUCAAGUAUUCGACAGAAUCGCAAUCCACCCGCGGCAACUCCAUCGUACGCCUCAAUGGACGCCGAUCGUUCGAAGGGCGCCUCCACCCAGGGAACCUACAGCGUGCACAGGAACCUGGGCGCCUGAGCUGGUAUCUGAGAAGGCCGGCCGAUUCCACCCUGAGCCCCUCCGUAUGAAAAUCAAGACUCGGGGAUCUAGAGGACCGUCAGAACUCGAAACAUGCGAUACAGUCAAGAGUGUGCAAACUACCGAUGCCGAGGCUGAUCGACAGCAACCAAUCUUCUCCGUCAAGAAACGGGAAUGGAAAGUCUUCUUGACCAUGUUCCACGACAAAAGUGGUAAUACUCAGGCUGGUGAGAUCGCAUGGAGUGACUUCCUCCAUGCCAUGACCAAAAUAAGUUUCCAGGCCGAGAAAUUAUAUGGCUCGGUGUGGCAGUUUACGCCUGCACGUGUAGUGGCGCGGUGUGUCGACAAGAGCAUCCACUUCCGCGAGCCUCACCAGUCCGGCAAGAUUCCAUUUCGUACUGCUCGAAGAUGGGGAAGAAGGUUGUCGAGGAGCUAUGGAUUCAGCGCCGAGUCCUUUGAAUUGGCAUGA